AUGAAUAUAUUUCCCCCCAUCUCCUCAGUGAAUUUCAUAAAGAAGAGUCAAAUCAUCAUUCAAAGAAUGAAAAUGACUAUUAUAAAGCAAAUUGUGGAUGAGCUAUUUGUGUAGAAUGCUCUGAAUUAAGAAGAAGUAAACAUCAUUUGCUGUGAGAAGGUCCAGCAGGAUGCUGGGAGAAGGAUCAACCACAUGACUUUGAAGAUGGCCUCCCAAUCCUGUAACCUCGAUCUCAAAUCCCUUGAAAAAUGAAAAUGUCCUUUUCAGGAUUUGAAUGGACAAAGUAAGUACCAAUUUUCCUCGGAAAGUCUGACAAACCUGAAGAAGAUGAGUUUACUUCAUAUGACCCACUUGUCUGAUAUCGGGAAGGGAAUGGAUUACAUAGUAAAUCUGUCAGCUGAACCCUGUAACCUUGAAGAAAUCCAAUCAGUUUCCUGCUGCCUGUCAGCAAACACCGUGAAAACCCUAGAUAACUCUCAGAAUCUUCACAAUUUGGCCAAACUGAGCAUUCUUGACUUAUCUGAAAAUAACCUGGAAAAGAACUGCUCUCUGAUUCUUCAUGUUGAUAGGCUGCACAUCCUGGAACAGCUAACUGUGCUGAUGCUGCCCUGGUGUGACAUAUGAGUUAGCCUGACCAGGCUGUUGGAAAGUGGAGGCCUCCUGCUCCAGUUUGUCAAGGUUGGGCUGAAAAACUGGAAACUCAAGAUGCCAAGAUUAGGUGCAUUUUUUGAAAAGAAUCCUCUGAAAAAUUUCCAGCAGUUGGAUUUGGUGGGAAAUUGUGUGAGCAGUGACGGAUGGCUUGCCUUCAUUAAUAUACUUCAGAAUCUCAAGCAAUUAGUUUUUUUUUUUUUUUUUCACUUCAGUACUACAAGAUUUUUGCCUGCUGCAGCAUUAGUCAGGAAACUUAGCCAUGUGUGGUUGAAGUUAACUUUGCAAAAAGGUAGGCUUGUUGGGUAGCAGUUUGAUGAUGAUGUUAUUAGUGUUAUUAAGGUCAAAUGCCUGAACAGGGUUGCAGAUGUUAAAGACAAUGACCAACUCCUCACCAUGCAAAAGUUGGGACAUGGUCACUUAUUACAGGAUGACUAG
Molecule: messenger RNA, 1086 nt
Organism: Canis lupus familiaris (dog)
Lineage: Eukaryota; Metazoa; Chordata; Mammalia; Carnivora; Canidae
Gene: NLRC4
Product: NLR family CARD domain containing 4
Biological process (GO): detection of bacterium; defense response to bacterium; regulation of apoptotic process
Source: RefSeq, a predicted model, not a curated record